Messenger RNA from Asterias rubens (European starfish), 3177 nucleotides. RefSeq names its product uroporphyrinogen decarboxylase-like. The transcript is spliced from 9 exons. Bases 853 to 2982 code for a protein of 709 amino acids. Lineage: Eukaryota; Metazoa; Echinodermata; Asteroidea; Forcipulatida; Asteriidae. Gene Ontology annotation, molecular function: uroporphyrinogen decarboxylase activity. The record is from RefSeq and is a predicted model, not a curated record. Gene Ontology annotation, biological process: heme biosynthetic process. Gene Ontology annotation, cellular component: cytosol.
CCGACAUCAUGCAUAAUGCAUGUCGACACGCCUCGUUUUUUGUCGACAUGCGCAGUUGAUCGAUCUUUGUUCUCCCAUGGAGCAAUAAACUAGAUUUAUUGCUCCAUGAUAAGACUCCUUCCGCUCUGAAGAGGAAGCAUAUUAUUCUUCGGCAAUCUUUUCACCUUUUGCUUUUCUGCUGAGUAGCUAGAAACACACGUAACCUUUUGUUUGUCGACUUUCGGUGGAGACAAGUUCAAGUUGCGGUUGGUCUGCCGACCCACUUGGGUACAGGUCAAUAGUGAUACAUGUACCACCAGCACACCAACUCGUUCGACACUUUCGUUUCAUUUCUGCAUGCUGCCUCAGCUCUACUCCACAAAUACACCACAAGAUCCAGCUAGGGAAAACUCGGACAAUCAUUCAUAGUGAAUGUCUAAAACAACACUUCCUUCAAAAUCAAAGUUGAACUUCACUCAGCUACUGCCUGGUCUGGUGCCCAUGGGCUUGGUGUUUGUUUUGCUAUCAUUAUCAACUACUUUGUUGAUGUAAAACUUGUAUAUGAACCAAUGUUUUCUGCUGAACAGUUGUUGUUUCCUGCUGGCAAAGGGAUUGAACUUCAAGAAAGAGACACAAGAACAUUUUAUAAUAUGGACUUGUAUUGGAAGAUUUUCUUUUCUCAUUGUCUUUUUAAUUUUUUGAUGCAGAGUGAUUAUUUGGCCAGAGGGUUAAUUCCUUUUGACAUUGUCUUGCAAUUUGACAUUGCAAGACAGUGAUUUGACUUUGAGACAUUUUAGCUAUAGCAGUUGAAGGCCAUCCAACUUUCAUCAAUAAACUUCUUACUUGGAUGCGCAAAAUCUUCUCAAUACAGCAAUGGAUUCGGAAGAUCAGAAACCAUCAGCGGAUGAACUUCAAAGAUACAUUGAUCAAUCAGGUGCAGAAGACAGCAACGCUUUAGAUAAUAAUAAAUAUCAUCCAGAAACAUCCAUUUCAGAUGAAUUGGACUCGCCAGAUUUGGAGCCUUGUAUCGACACCACAGAUCAUUUUGGUGUUAACUCAAACACAAGUGCUGAUCUGAGUUAUGACUUGGAUAACGAGAGAACGCAAUCUCUGUCUAACAUUGUCUCAGUUAUUGCCUUGAAGCGGGGAACUGGAAAGGGUUACGUUAUCCAAGAUUAUGUCUUCAUCAGGGAUCGAACCAGAAACGGUAACAUGUACCUCAAGUGUCGGAAUCGUUCUUGUAAGGCACGGGCGAUUAUCAGCCGUUUAAACCAAGUUUCCCUUGCUGGAUCUAGGCAUGAUCCCCUCUGCCAUCCAUCAGGCCCCGUCAAAAGUUGUUCAUACCCUCGGCAGAAACUUCCAUGCCCUGAAGAAAUCACUAGCCCUGCGUUUCCAACUGAGCCGGGGUCGCUAAAUUUGACUGAAGUGUCGGCUGCAGAGUAUCAGGAACUUGAAGAAAUUCAACGAGCAAAUUAUCAUCAACCGAGGUCAAGCGUCUCUUUUGGGCAAUCUAGUGCUGUGUUCCAAAAUCAAGAAACUUCCAACGCUGGAUGUAGCAACAUCAACGGUAAUGGUUUGGUACAAAAUACAUCGCUGUAUCAUCAACAGUCGGCAUCAAAGGGGACGUCGUCUGCUGUUCCUGCCUCACUUUCACAGCAAUUGUCUUCAACACCAAUUUAUCCAAGUAUGACUUGGAAGAGAAACGCAAGUCUUGAGGACACAAACGUAGCGAGUACAACUUGUCCUUACCCAGUGAGGUUGAAUUCUGUUGGAGGAGAAUCCCUUAGGCUCCCUGCUACGAGGACGCAUACUCAGCACACUCAGAGCCACUCACAGUCAAUUCAGGCCAUCCUCAGAUCAUUCAGAGACAUUCGCCAAACUGUUUCUCAUCUAAAAACUCAACAGAAUUUCCCAGCUCUCAAGAACGACCUCAUUGUGCGAGCAGCGAGAGGAGACAGAACUGAGAGAGUACCAGUGUGGGUUAUGAGACAGGCUGGCCGAUAUCUUCCAGAGUUCCAAGCCUGUAGGAGGGAGCACGAUUUCUUUGAAAUAUGCCAGACACCUGAAUUAGCUUGUGAAGUUACAUUACAGCCCAUCAGACGUUUUGAGCUGGAUGCAGCCAUCAUAUUCUCAGACAUUCUUGUUAUACCUCAAGUGCUGGGGAUCCAAGUUGAAAUGAUCUCGGGAAAGGGGUUGGUAUUUGACAACCUGCUGACCUCCCCUUCAGAUCUAGAGAGGUUGAAUAGUGAUGUUGAUGUUGCAGAGGCCUUGAGUUACGUCUUUGAUGCAAUAACGUUGACGCGCCAUCGACUACAGGGCAAAGUACCCCUCAUUGGCUUCUCUGGAGCACCGUGGACGCUUAUGGGCUACUGCAUCGAAGGAACUGGCAACUCCAUGACGUUAAGUAAAGCCAAGAAGUGGCUGUAUGCACACCCUGAGCAUAGCCAUAAGUUCCUGCAGCUACUCACCGACAAGACUGUGGAUUACUUGGUGGGACAGGUGCUGGCAGGUGCACAGCUUCUGCAAGUUUUUGACUCCAACGUUGGUGUACUAGGUCAUGACCUCUUCCUGACCUUUUCCCUGCCCUACUUGACCCAGAUAGUGACCAAAGUGAAGAGCACUCUCAGGGAAGCAAACAUAGAUCCCGUUCCAAUGAUUGUGUUUGCUAAAGGUGCCCACCAUGCAAUCAAAGAGUUGUCUGAAUCUGGCUAUGAUGUCGUCAGCCUGGACUGGACCAUGCAACCAGAGGUAGCAAGGGCUACGGCUUCCACUGAUGUGUCACUUCAAGGCAACUUGGACCCCUGUGCAAUGUACGGCAGCAAAGAGGAGAUUCAGCAGCUCGUUGGGAAGAUGUUGUCCCGCUUUGGCACCCAGAGGUACAUCGCUAACCUUGGGCACGGGGUCUACCCGGAUUUCGACCCGGAGAAUGUCGGAACAUUUAUAGACUCCAUCCAUGAGCAGUCUGAAGCAAUUAAUAAGAAGAAUGGUGAGAAGAAGCUUUGAGAAUAGGUCAUUUCAUGUAGCGGUGUUUUUGGCCAAUCAAACUGGUCUAUUUUUUGGGACUGCGCAUCGGCAGGGACUACUAUUUUGGCAUAAUUUGAAUCGUAUUUUGCAUUGGUUACAGCACUAUAGGACUCUUCCUCUGUACACAGAUACAGAGUCCAAACUGUUAAAGCCAUUGGACCCUUUCGGUACAGA